This is a messenger RNA of Melanotaenia boesemani (Boeseman's rainbowfish), 3551 nucleotides long. It is a transcript of the gene pou6f2, whose product is annotated as POU class 6 homeobox 2. The record is from RefSeq and is a predicted model, not a curated record. Gene Ontology annotation, biological process: regulation of transcription by RNA polymerase II. The transcript has 10 exons. Lineage: Eukaryota; Metazoa; Chordata; Actinopteri; Atheriniformes; Melanotaeniidae. Gene Ontology annotation, molecular function: RNA polymerase II cis-regulatory region sequence-specific DNA binding; DNA-binding transcription factor activity, RNA polymerase II-specific. The coding region runs from base 106 to 2070 and encodes 654 amino acids.
AGUGGUGGCAUGUUGCAGCUGCAGUUUGACUGAUUUCAACAGUUGGAGUAUCUGAAAACUAUUAUUCUUGUCCUCUGGAGCUUGUUGAGCUCCCUUCAGGAUCCAAUGAUUACAGGGCAGCUGAGCAAGCCGCUGCUCUCCCUGCGCAGCGAAAUGAGCGCAGCAGAACUCCGGGCGGACGACAAAGCGGCCACCCCAGACAGUGAUCUGAACGACGAGCCCCUGCUCCUGCCCUCUGAGUCCACAGACAGAGAAGAUACUCCCAACAAGCUGUACGGAGUUCGUGACGGAUCAGUUCAGUCAGACGCCAGCAGCAGUCCCUCCGAACAGAGUCUACUGGGCCAGUCUCACCCAGGAUACCCGAUGGGUCCACAGUCUCUCCUGGUGGCCCAGCAGCUGGCUAAUGCUGUGGGUGGCGUGAUGUCGGGGGCGGCGCCAGGCAUUAACCAGCCCAUCCUCAUUCCCUUCAAUGCAGGCGGACACCUGGGUGGGCAGCAGGGCCUAGUGCUCUCUCUGCCCACAGCCAACAUCCAGAGCCUGGUGGCUGCUGCCGCUGCAGGGGGCAUCAUGACACUCCCCCUUCAGAACCUGCAAGCUACCUCAUCACUGAACUCCCAGCUCCAGCACCUGCAGCAGCUCCAACAGAUGCAGCAACACCACCAACAGCAGCAGCAGCAACACCAUCACCAACAGACCCACUCCCACGCUCAGAACCAGCUGUCAUCCCAGCAUCACAUGACUCCACCCAACCAGCAGCAGACCUCUGUCCCCUCUCCAGGUUCUGCCUGUUCCUCCACCUCUGGACAACCGCAGCAGUCCCCACCUCACAGGCCCAACCAGUCACCGGCUCACAGCCUUCCCUCACCCGUUACUCCACCCAUGCCUCUUCAGCUGAAUCCUCUGGCCAACCAGGCGGCAGUAGCAGCAGCAGCAGCCAUGGGAUCCAUCGCCGGCUCUCAGGUGUUUGGUAACACCCUGUCAAACCUGCAAGGGGCCACCGGGCAGCUUGUCACCAAUGCACAAGGACAGAUAAUUGGAACAAUCCCACUGAUGCCCAACUCUGCAGGGUCCUCCAGCCAAUCAGGGGGUGGCAACCCAGCACUGCAGGUACAGCCAAUUACACCUCAGCUUCUGACCAACGCUCAAGGCCAGAUCAUCGCCACAGUGAUCGGCAAUCAGAUCCUGCCUGUCAUCAACACCCAGGGAAUCACGCUGUCACCAAUCAAGCCUGGACAGCAGCUGCCUCAGGCUCAGCAGGGUCAGACAGGCACUGCAUCGUCUCAGCCAAACCUGCUCCACAUGCCCCACAGACAGAGUCCUCUCCACCAGGCCUCCUCUUCCUCCUCCACCUCCUCCUCCUCCUCGGCUCUCAGCGUGGGGCAGUUGGUCAGCAACCCACAGACUGCCCCUAGCGAGGUGGAUGGGGUCAACCUAGAGGAGAUUCGUGAAUUCGCCAAAGCAUUCAAGAUCCGCCGGCUGUCUCUGGGUCUGACACAGACUCAGGUGGGCCAGGCACUCAGCGCGGCCGAAGGGCCGGCAUACAGCCAGUCUGCCAUCUGCAGACACACCAUCCUGAGAAGCCACUUUUUCCUACCACAGGAAGCCCAAGAGAACACUAUAGGUAGCAGUCUGACAGGCAAACUGAACCCUGGCCUUUUAUAUCCUGCCAGGUUUGAGAAGUUGGACAUCACCCCUAAAAGCGCCCAGAAGAUUAAGCCCGUUCUGGAGCGCUGGAUGGCCGAGGCUGAAGCCCGCCACCGAUCCGGAAUGCAGAACCUGACUGAGUUUAUCGGCAGCGAACCUUCGAAAAAACGCAAGCGGAGGACCUCUUUCACCCCACAGGCACUCGAGAUCCUCAACAGCCACUUUGAGAAGAACACACACCCCUCCGGACAGGAAAUGACGGAAAUAGCAGAGAAACUGAACUAUGACAGGGAGGUGGUGCGUGUCUGGUUCUGCAACAAGAGACAAGCACUGAAAAACACAAUAAAGCGCUUGAAACAGCCCGAACUCGGAGUGGCUGCACCAAUGGACCCUCUCACCGAUUCUCUGGAGGAGCUCCCGAAAUGAACGAGCUCUCUGACAAAACAGUGGAGUGGAAAAGUGGCAGCCAUUAAAAACAACAAAGAUGGACAAACUCCUCUUGCAAUGAGAACUGAAAACGUUCCCAAGUCACCUGGAUGGACAGUCAUGAGUUUGCAAACAAAAACUUUGUGUUGUCAGUGUGAUUAUCACAGUUAUGUAAAUGACCUUGGCAAAACCAAAAAAAAAAAAACAACAAAAAAAAAAAAAAAACAGAGAUUAAUAUCUGAGAAUUAUGUAAAAAAAACAUACGGCGUGCUGUUUUAAAGAGUUUUAGAUUCUGGCCUUACAGACCAGAUUGUCGCCCAAAAUUUGGUUCCCAUGAGGAGGGAUUUAGUAAAGAGAUCAUACCAAAUCAAAACACUAUUUACCAAAGUCUGUUGCAUCUGAGUACUAAGAAUAAUUUUGUAAUGUAAAUGUGAUCUAAAUUUCUACAUUUGUACUGGCAAAAUCUAAGCUAUAUGUGUGAGGUUGAGUGUACAUUUUAUCUUUGUCCCAAUUUCUUUUUUCUUCAUUGUUUUUAUGUAAAUAUUUUAAAAAAGAAAAAAAAGCUGUCUACAGAUUGAAUCACACUGAUAAAGUUCUUUUUUGAACAAAAAAUGAACCUUUGCUGUUUAACAACUGGAUUAUAAUGUUAUUUGCCUCUGAUUUGUGUUUUGUUUGCAAAUAUUUUCAGUCACAGUGUAACUUUGUACAACUUUUACAGGUAUUUAUUAAUAAUUUCAUGAGAUUGUUACAGAGGAUUAACAAAAAGGAAGGAAAACAAAGGACUGUCACUUAAUAAUGAUGCCCAUGAGAGGUUUCCGUGUGAAGUAUACUGCAGCUUUGUUUCGAGCUACUGUGUCAUUCUGUUGCCAAAGCCUGAUAGCCAAAGAACACACAAACUUCAGCUCAAGGACUGGGGAAGAUUUAACUUUUUUAUUUCUUUGUUCACAUGGCUUUCUCCCCUUUUUCUAAAGUGUUUUAUUCUGUGUUGAAAAAAGAAAAAACAUGUCAAACAGCUACAUCAGUGUCUUUUGUAAUUUCUUAUCACGGCAAAAUGUAAAAUGUGUUUUCUUUCAGCCAGAUUUGCCUCUGCAUGUUUCAACUCCAACAACACUGAGAACUGUUUAAUGGAUUUUCACCUGACAUCCCAAAAUGAACACGAUAACCUGAAUUUUUAUGAUAUGACCAAAAAUAAACCCCUGACAUGAUACUUGAUAAAUAUUUUAAUUAUGUCCUAAAAUUGAAUUAAUGAAUAUGGUGAAGGAUUUUUGUUGCCACUGACCGAACUACUGAGCUCAUUUUAGUUUAGCUGUUUUUUUGUAACCAGAAUAUUUCAAACCAGGUAUGCAUUUCUGCAAAUAUAAUUUAUUAAAGUUGUUAUAGUCUGCAUUCAUUUCAGCUAAAUGACAUUCACAGAUGUUAAUUAGAUUUUUAUUUAGCUCUGUAUUGUUAUUUCUAUCUUUUUAUUUAAAUGAUCAUCCUCA